UAUUUUUUUGAUUUUUCAAUUCUUAUACAGUAAUAGGUUUUAAUAAUCAAUAAUAAUAAAUAUAAAAAAUUCCGACAAAUUUUCUGUGAGAACCAUGUGCGAAAUAAAAUCCAACUUUGUGACUUACGACAUGGUGCACAAUCUGAGGUGCAACAAGCGAGGACCCAGAAUGAAGCACGAUAUGAAACCGAAGAAAACCUGGCCCGGAGCGCGGUUCAUGUGUGUUACCAAGGAUGGAGAUCUGAACACGGCAGCUUACUGCUUGGCCGAGGCUAUGCACGAACCGUUUCUGCCAUUUCCAAUGGCCACAGUGGCGGUUCAAAGCUGCAUACGGGAGGAUUUUAUUGCCCGGGUUAGAAGUCGGUUCCGGCAGGUGAAACCGCACGUGGCAAAUCAUCCGAAUUUCGAGCGAUCUCUGGCGGCUUUAAAACACGGACCUCAUCCCGUCAGCUAUGUCCUGGCCGAUGAGGCGGAUGCCCCGGCUUGUGCCAGUCCUAUUUUGGUUACCGACACGGUCACUCAGCUGUAUUUUCCCAGCGGCGCUUCAGGAGCCACAACGUUGCACUCAUUCAACACGAUGGAUGAGGUGGCGGAGAUCUUCGGAUACGAGACCCCGAAAUUUAAUGCCAUUUACUUCUUCGACGAGGGCGUCAAAGACAUCUAUAACCUGGCACCCUUGGUCGAUUGCUCCCAAUUUUUUGUUAACUGUAUGGAUGCCUGCUUGUUGGAGAUAAUGCCGUACUUUUAUGAGAAAAAGCCAAAGGUCUUAUUUAAACGGGGCUAUCACUACGAGUGCAUCGAAAUAGUUGGCCAAUGGAGGAUAAUUGUUUUUCCGUACAGCUCGACUAUCCUACGAUCAUGUUGCUGCCCCACCGGCCAAUGUCGGUGCUACUUCACCCGCGACGCCUGCUGCGAGAACCACAUGAACACAUAACCAGAGAUAGUUUUGUCCAACCUCACACCCAUAGGAUAUUUAUUUGGCGAUAAUUUCGACUGGGAACUCCAUCUUGGCAAACGAAAACAGAAGAUGCGACUUCCUCCGUCUGGAGUCGUCCCAGAAAUCCGCAGUUCCAAUGAGUAGUUUGCGACUGGCAACACAUGUGAGCCAUAAUUUUCGCGGUAGUUGCUCUUGGAUUGCAAGUUGAGUACAUAUUGGCUAUAAGGUACUAUCUUUAAAUUUUAAGAGAAUUCAAAGCUAUCGUCGAAAAAAAACAUCACAUUUAGUUCCAGAAUACUGGGUCCUAAUAUUUAUUUCAAAAUAUAGUCGGAAAAAUAGUAUAUUCA
Drosophila ananassae is the source of this 1284-nucleotide messenger RNA. RefSeq lists its product as uncharacterized. Lineage: Eukaryota; Metazoa; Arthropoda; Insecta; Diptera; Drosophilidae. The coding region runs from base 95 to 934 and encodes 279 amino acids. The transcript is spliced from 2 exons. The record is from RefSeq and is a predicted model, not a curated record.